Molecule: messenger RNA, 1726 nt
Organism: Dendronephthya gigantea
Lineage: Eukaryota; Metazoa; Cnidaria; Anthozoa; Malacalcyonacea; Nephtheidae
Product: malonyl-CoA decarboxylase, mitochondrial-like
Exons: 14
Coding region: 190-1719 (509 amino acids)
Biological process (GO): acetyl-CoA biosynthetic process; malonyl-CoA catabolic process; positive regulation of fatty acid oxidation
Cellular component (GO): mitochondrial matrix; peroxisomal matrix
Molecular function (GO): malonyl-CoA decarboxylase activity
Source: RefSeq, a predicted model, not a curated record
UUAAUGUUCAAUAAUUAUGUGCAAAUAUGUUGCAUGCAUUCAGCCGUAAUUUAGAGAUUAAAAUUCAAAGGUCAAGUACAUAAUUUUAUGUUGAUAAUUUGUACACGUUGAAGGUUCAACUGGUUUAGUACAGGAAAUAUUGUUUUCAAUUUAACCGGGCGUUAUAUGUGAUCAACCUUUCCACAAACGAUGAGAACAAUUGUCAGGAAUUCCUAUGUGAGGGUUUUAGGGCUGCUGAGAAAAUCAUGUGAUGUGAACUGCAGAUACUUUAGCUCUAAAUGUCAAGAACAGUCAAAAAUAUGGUCAGGUUUUUUGUCAAAUACAGAUGAAACAAGAAAGAUUGAACUUCAAAGAAUACAAGAUACUCUUAUCAAAUCACAACAGCCAAGGAAGUCAAUUGGAGGUGGAGACAUUUUACCUGAAGCAUUAGCGAGUGAUUUUUUCUCAUAUUAUCAGAAUAUCAAUUCAAAGAUUGACAAGCUGAAGGUCUUCACUACUCUUGCACAAGAUCUUGGCCUGAAUCAUGAUAUGAUCAUAAACAUUGCAGAAGACAUCAAACAAACUAAGCAACGCGGAUCGACCUCGCAACUGAAACUUGAAGAGAAACUUCAACACUCGUUAGAGCCACCUUAUAUUGAGUUGUUGUCUUACAUUGGUCGUCAGGAGGGUGGAGUGAAGUUCAUUGUUGAUCUGAGGAAAGAUCUGUUGGAUAUUCUUUCGGAUAGAGAUCUUGCUUGUGAAAGAGACGAAUUGAUGGCAGUCAACUACAACAUCAGACAUCUCUUAUCCAAAUGGUUUUCCGUUGGUUUUCUCGACAUGCAACGUAUGACAUGGCAGUCACCUUGUGACAUCACCGAAAAGGUAGCAAGCUACGAGGCUGUGCACGAAGUACGUAACUGGAUGGAUAUGAAGCGACGGAUUGGACCUUAUCGACGUUGUUUCGUGUUCUUGCAUCCCAGCAUGCCUAGAGAGCCUGUGUGUGUUCUUCACAUCGCUCUGAGAGACGAGAUUCCUGGAAACAUUCAGAAAAUUUUAGCUGAAGAAAUUCCAAGCGACGAACGAGACGUUGAGAAGAAAAAUACUGCAGUUUUUUACUCCGUAACUUCGACACAAAAAGGACUGGCAGAAAUUGAUUUGGGUCACUCACUGAUAAUGGAAGCUGUUAACCAAUUAAAAUACGAAUUACCGAACAUUAAAACCUUCGUGUCGCUUUCUCCUAUUCCUGGCUUUUAUAAAUGGUUAGAUCAAAAGUUAUUGGAAACAUCAGAGUCGUCUGUUAUCGCAGGAAUAAUGAAUCACAAGAGCAUUUCUAGUGAAGGUCGAAAAGUUCUUGAAAACAUUUUAAAGAAACCUUAUAAUUUAAAUUUUAAGAAUCUCAUAAGUAAUCCAGCUUGGUUAAGAAAUGAACAAUUAUGUGACGUUCUGCAAAAACCAUUAUUGGAACUGUGUGCAAGUUAUCUUUGCAAUGAAAAGAAGAAAGGGUUUGCUUUGGAUCCUGUAGCUAACUUCCAUCUUCGAAAUGGCGCCAUCCUCUGGAGAUUGAACUGGAAGGCUGACGUAAGCAGAAAAGGAGCUUUGAGAUCGCUAGGCAUGAUGGUUAACUAUAAAUAUAGUCUAAAUGAAGUUCACGAUAACAACAGACAAUACGUUUUGCGGGGAGAAGUUGCAACCUCAAAAUAUAUUACCGAUAUUUUAGCAGACAAAAACUUCAACUUUUAAUAUUUAG